AUACAACAACAAGAGGAGACAAGACAACCUGUCUGUAGUGCAUGACGGGAGGCCUGAGGUCUACGGAUCACAUCAUCCACGUGUUUGCCCGAUCUUCGAUGGCGAAUUGAUAGACGUUCAUUCCGCGAGCGAGAGCACCGACGACACGCGAAAUUAUGAGUACGACGGCCGCUUCCACUCUUGCCUACGAUCCCACUGGAGAUCGCUACGAUCCAGAUGAGGUACUACUUGCCCAGAACAGCCCGUUGAUGAAGCCCUAUCACCCCCAGCUUGGGCCACCAACGAGCUCGCUGGACGAGUUUUCUUACCCCAAAGUCAGUCCUCCUUCCAGUCCGAGUAACAAAAGGUCUGAUCGUCGCUUCAAGUCCAAACCGAGUCAGGGUGAUGCCGUCUUGCUUCAUAUGCUUGACGGAGGGAGACGCCCAGAGAUUGCCAUCCAAGCCGGCCUCGAAGCCUUACCAUCAGAGCAUUCCGACAGCGACAGAGACGACUCCCUUGAGCCCGACACUGCUUCUUCCAUGGAUGGUAAUGAAAUCAUUCAAAGCCCUCACUUCAACGGGGAAGACCACGACGAUAUCGAACACCUCCACCUGAGCCUUCGACGUCGAAACAUGUCAGCCGAGCCUUCCAGGGAGAUCAACACCGGUGGUGGUUUUGACAGCCUACAGUCUCUUGCAGCAGGUGCUUUGGGCGUGGUUCAAAAUCUCAGCGCUCCCAGUGUCAAGCAAGAAGAGGCAGAUGCAGGUCCCACGCCGCCAAUCACCGAGCAUGAUACAGCGACGGUUCAAUCAACCAUAGCGGCGAGGCGAGCGGAGGCGGAUAAGGAUACAGACAGGUCAACCCAGCCUGCGAUGCUGACUCCGUAUAGUCCGCGAGGAAUUACCUUUUCACCCCGAGAGCCCGGAAGCAUACCCUCAAUUGCGUCACCUACGAACCCCCUGACACCCAAUAGUCUACCCGAAGGCUUACCGCCAAUCCAUCCGACCUCCCCAGUGUUUGAAGGAGCCUCACAGCAGACGCUUCCAUCCAUUAGGGAUUCUCUGGGGGUGGCGGAUCUCAAUCAACUGUCCCGUCCCAUAAUUGAGCGAAGUCCACUUCAACCUUAUCCCGGCUCUCCUCCAGGUUUUCCGACAAGUUUGUUGUCAUACACAAACCAUGCGUCGCCGCCACAAUCGGCCUCUGACCCAUACCGUCGGGAACCUGUUUCGCCGUACUUUUUCUCUCAAGGGAAUGGCCUACAACGGCCGCACGAUUAUGCCAGCGGUUCAGAACCCUCGGCCCCAGAUCAUCCACGCAGUCAUAUGAAUGCCUCCGCAACGUCGCCCGGAUCAAUAGCCGACCGAAUGAGCAUCGAUGGCCUAACCAGCCACACGGGUACUUAUGUGUGCAAAUUCCAGGGCUGCAACGCCCCGCCGUUUCAGACGCAGUACUUGCUAAAUUCACACGCCAAUGUUCACUCAUCCGCGCGACCUCAUUACUGUCCUGUACCAGGGUGUUCUCGAGGCGAAGGUGGAAGGGGAUUCAAGCGCAAGAACGAGAUGAUUCGACAUGGAUUGGUGCAUGAUUCACCAGGCUACGUCUGCCCGUUCUGUCCCGACCGAGAGCACAAAUAUCCUCGUCCCGAUAACCUCCAAAGACAUGUGCGAGUACAUCAUACUGAUAAGGACAAAGACGAUCCCCUUUUGCGCGAAGUCCUUGCUCAGCGGCCUGACGGCCCUAGCCGUGGCCGGAGACGAAGAGGUGGGCCAAGCUGAACUCGGCCAUCCCCCAACACCGCGUUGUCAACACGGACACAUUAUAUUUCCUUGCCUUUGUAGAUUUCUCUUCUCCUCGCUACCCCUUUUUCUCUUUUACUUGCACCACUUAUUGCUUGUCUUUGGUGUUUGGCGCCUGGUGGGUGUACAUAGGCAGGGAACUUGUCACAGCACGGGCUAUAACUACGGCACAAAGAUGAUGCCUAUGUGUGUUUUGACCCUGGUGUGGUCGGUCAUAUAUUGUUUUCUCUUCCUUCAUUUCAUACCGGGCAC
Messenger RNA from Neurospora hispaniola, 2027 nucleotides. RefSeq lists its product as uncharacterized. NCBI's taxonomy places the organism in Eukaryota, Fungi, Ascomycota, Sordariomycetes, Sordariales, Sordariaceae. Gene Ontology annotation, cellular component: nucleus. The transcript has 2 exons. Gene Ontology annotation, biological process: regulation of transcription by RNA polymerase II. Bases 156 to 1754 code for a protein of 532 amino acids. Gene Ontology annotation, molecular function: RNA polymerase II cis-regulatory region sequence-specific DNA binding; DNA-binding transcription factor activity, RNA polymerase II-specific. The record is from RefSeq and is a predicted model, not a curated record.